GUUUUCAGUCUGUUAAUUCUCAUCAACCUUCUUUCCCGGUGCCGGCCGCCGGAGAUCACCAGAGCACUUCACCGUUCAAUUUCUCCACCAAAUCAAACUAUUCGAAUUGUUGAAUGUUAUUUGGAAAUUGUAAAUGGGUGAUAUAGAUGAUAUCACAAAGGAGAAGAGAGUAGUUUUUGUGACCGUGGGGACAACUUCUUUUGAUGCUCUUGUAAGAGCAGUGGAUACUCCGGAAGUUAAGAAUGAAUUGUUCAAGAAGGGUUACACCGAUAUUCUGAUUCAAAUGGGGCGAGGAUCGUACAUCCCCACAAAGGCAUCUGCUGAAAAUGGUUUCCCAGCUCUUGACUACUUCACAUUUUCAUCAAGCAUAGCUGACUAUUUGAAGUCAGCAUCACUUGUUAUCAGCCAUGCAGGUUCAGGGAGCAUAUUUGAGACAUUACGACUGGGCAAACCGUUAAUAGUGGUAGUCAAUGAGGAUCUAAUGGACAACCAUCAAAGCGAGCUUGCAGAAGAACUGGCUGAGAGAAAACAUUUGUAUUGUGCUCAUCCACAAACAUUAUACAAGACUAUAUCGGAUAUGGAUCCGGGGUCUCUUGUUCCAUAUCAACCAGGUGACGCGAAACCAGUUGCUGAACUUAUUUAUAGAUAUUUAGGUUUCCCAGAGGAUUGAUGAAACUUAUUGUUCUGUAGUUGACAUGAAGUGAAGCUCAAUUGUAUGUGAUUUAUACAGCAUAAUCUUUAUCCUCAAAUAUUCUGUUAUAUUUGUUUCUAAUGA
Messenger RNA from Solanum verrucosum, 775 nucleotides. RefSeq lists its product as uncharacterized. Gene Ontology annotation, biological process: dolichol-linked oligosaccharide biosynthetic process. Gene Ontology annotation, molecular function: hexosyltransferase activity. Gene Ontology annotation, cellular component: UDP-N-acetylglucosamine transferase complex; extrinsic component of endoplasmic reticulum membrane. Lineage: Eukaryota; Viridiplantae; Streptophyta; Magnoliopsida; Solanales; Solanaceae. Bases 134 to 670 code for a protein of 178 amino acids. The transcript has 4 exons. The record is from RefSeq and is a predicted model, not a curated record.